Molecule: messenger RNA, 1830 nt
Organism: Neurospora tetraspora
Lineage: Eukaryota; Fungi; Ascomycota; Sordariomycetes; Sordariales; Sordariaceae
Product: histidyl-tRNA synthetase mitochondrial precursor
Exons: 3
Coding region: 140-1777 (545 amino acids)
Biological process (GO): mitochondrial translation; histidyl-tRNA aminoacylation
Cellular component (GO): cytoplasm; cytosol; mitochondrion
Molecular function (GO): histidine-tRNA ligase activity; RNA binding; ATP binding
Source: RefSeq, a predicted model, not a curated record
GCACAAUUCCUCAGUGCGGUGCGCCGUGCCCCUCCAACCCGGUCCCUCGCCCGGCCGUCCUCCCCCUCCACCCUCCACCCUCGUCCCGUCUCCGACUGGUUUGAUCGCCGACCUACUCGACUCGCCCAUCCGUAGCGGCAUGCUGUUUUUGAUCCGACGAGGCACAGAGUCGAUACCAAUUGCACGCGCCAGCCGUUCCAUCGGAUCACUCUUGAUUCGCACCACCACUGCCAACCCGGUCGCCAACAAUAAUACCCCGCGCCAAUUCUCGACUUCAUUGCGCCAGCGCCAACACCUCGCCGCCGACACCGACAACGCCGCCGACACCAUGGCCGACAACACCAAGGACACCAAGGAGGACAUCAAGGCGCCUAAGCCGGCUGCCAACCUCCAGAUCAAGACCCCCAAGGGCACCCGCGACUGGCACGGCCCGGACAUGCUCCUCCGUGAGCAGCUCUUCCAGAGUGUUAGCGACGUCUUCAAGCGCCACGGCGGCACUCCCCUCGACACUCCCGUCUUCGAGCUCAGGGAAAUUCUUGCUGGCAAGUAUGGUGAGGACUCCAAGCUCAUCUACGACCUCCAGGACCAGGGUGGCGAGCUCUGCUCCCUGCGCUACGAUCUUACCGUCCCCUUUGCCCGCUGGCUCGCCAUGACCAGCACCCAGCAGGUCAAGCGCUACCACAUCGCAAAAGUCUACCGUCGCGACCAGCCCGCCAUUGCCCGCGGCCGCAUGCGCGAGUUCCACCAGUGCGAUUUCGACAUUGCCGGUGUCUACGACCCCAUGAUCCCCGACGCCGAGAUUCUGCGCAUCAUCGUCGAGGUCUUUGACGCCCUCAAGCUCGGCAUCACCAUCAAGCUCAACCACCGCAAGAUCCUCGAUGGUCUGUUCGCCGUCGCCGGUGUCCCCGCCGAAAAGAUCCGCACCAUCAGCUCUGCCGUCGACAAGCUCGACAAGAUGCCCUGGGCCGACGUCAAGAAGGAGAUGGUGGAGGAGAAGGGCUUGCCCGAAGAGGUUGCCGACAAGAUCGGCGUCUACGUGCAGAACGCCGGCAACAUCACCGACAUAAUAAACUACAUCAAGGCCGACGCCGACCUGCCCACCAACGACGACAUCAAGGCGGGUAUCCACGACAUGGAGCUGCUCGCCGCCUACCUCGAGGCCCUCGAGGUCACCGACAAGGUCUCGUUCGACCUCUCGCUCGCCCGCGGUCUCGACUACUACACCGGCCUGAUCUUCGAGGUCAUCAACAAGCCCGAGCCCGUGGCCGACGGCGACAAGAAGAAGAAGAGCAAGAAGGACGACCCUGCCAGCCAGGUUGGUUCUAUCGCCGCCGGUGGCCGCUACGACAACCUCGUCGGCAUGUACGGCAAGAAGCAGAUCCCCUGCGUCGGCAUCUCGUUCGGUAUCGACCGCAUCUUCACCAUCCUCAAGGCCCGGGGCGAGAACGACAUCAAGAAGCGCGAGGUGGACGUGUUCGUCAUGGCCUUUGGUGGCGGCAAGGACUUUGACGGUCUCCUUGUUGAGCGCAUGAAGAUUGCCAAGCAACUAUGGAACGCCGGCAUCCGCGCCGAGUACAUGGCCAAGGCCAAGCCUAAACUGCAGGCUCAGUUCAAGGCUGCCGAGGGUACGCCUCUGGGUGUCAUCCUGGGUGAGGACGAGCUCAAGGCUGGUCAGGUUAGGUUGAAGAAGCUUGAUCAGGGUCAGGGCCAGAAGGAUGAGGGAAAUCUGGUUCCUAUUGAGAGCUUGGCUGAGGAGGUCAAGAAGCUGUUGCUAUAGAUGUGUGGACAUUUUUGUGUGAAAUAAAAUAGAUUCCCCAGGUAUUGAGCGGG